AUGUGCUUUUCGAGUGGCGCCACAAAUGGCGCCCAAGGUGCAGGCAAUUCGGCAAGUGGCAGUGGCAACGUCGCUGGUGGCGCCACCGCAUCCACAUCGAAGGCGGACAAACAAAGAGAUGGCAACGGUGCAAUCAGCAGCGGACUCUGCGGUUGCCAAAAGGCGCCCAAAUCCCAUUGCAUAUCAGCGACAGGCGUUUUGCUGUUGGUACUGCUGUACACGGCCAUGGGCUCCAUCAUUUUUGUAACGCUCGAGGGCGAACUGGAGGAUGCGAAUGCACUGGAAACAGCUGUUGCCGCCUCCAAGCCAUAUCCCCGCACAGAACUGGCCAAUGCCGAGAUUCGUUCCAGAACUGUUGAUCGUCUGUGGUCCAUAACGGAGGAUCUUAAUAUACUCUACAAGGAGAACUGGACACGUCUUGCCGCCCAGGAGGUGCAAUUGUUUCAGGAUACUUUGCUGCGUGCUGUGCGCCAGUCGAAGGUUUAUCAGCCUGGGGGAGUGCAAAUGAAUGCACCGACGCACAAAUGGACCUACGCCUCGGCCUUUCUCUACUCACUGACAUUAAUUACAACGAUAGGCUACGGCGGCAUUUCGCCUCGCACACAAUGGGGCCGCGUGGCGGCUCUUGUUUACGCUCUGUUCGGCAUACCCAUUGUUCUGCUCUAUCUAUCCGCCAUGGGCGAGGCACUCUCGGCCGGAAUGCGAUGCCUGUUUCGACGUCAGCGUGUCAAGGGCAGCGUGGCCAGCGGCCCCGCAACUGGAACCAGCGGUGGCCGCAAAUCGGACAAGGUCAAGGGCCAGCAACAGUAUGGCCAUCCGGCGGGUAAACUGCAUCAAUACGGCUUACCCCCCUCGGUCUAUCAGCAACAACAACAACAGCAGCAGCAGCAGCAACAACAGCAGCAACAGCAACAACAACAGCAGCAGCAACAAGGCAGAAAAUCAAUUGCAGAUGCAUCCCGAGGAUCACCCAGCGUACCCAUCUCGAUCUGUGUGUGCGUUCUCCUUUGCUAUGUCACAAGCGGCGCCAUUUUGUUUCACAAGUUGCAGAAUUGGAGUGUGCUCGAAUCCUUGUACUUUUGCUUCACCUCGUUGGGAACUAUUGGAUUUGGCGAAUUGGCACCGAGCGGCACUUUGACAUUGUACACCGCCUCCGCAUACAUAUUGGUGGGCAUGGCUGUGGUGGCCAUGUGCUUUAGCCUGAUCCAAACGGAAAUUGUGAUGUGGCUGCGUCGCUUCAGUGUUCAGGAUCAUGUGAUGCCCAAGGCUGAGGAAUUGGCACUAGUUACCGUGGCUGUCACACCGAAACCCUCCUGACAACGACCCAGUGCCGAGCUAAUGGGCGGCGCUGGCUCAGCCAUCGGCACUGGAGGCGGCGUUCAACCGGCCAAUAGUCUCGGCCAGCAUCAGACCAUGUUCUUUGGCCCGGCCCACACACUGACACAGUACAGCUCAUUGCCGCGUCGCAGUCACAUGACACAUGGCGGUGUCGGUGUCGGUGUCGGUGGCAUUGGCGUUGGUGGCGCCUCCACAUCGGCAUUUCAACGCAACACGCCCAUACGUCGGUCCACCGGGAUCCCAGAGCAUCACAUGGAAUACUUUGUGCCACGCAGCAUCAGUGAGUUUAAUCUGUCGGGCGUGGGUGACUUGGCAUUGCCGCCACCACGUCGCUUCUCGCCCAACAUGGGCAUGGCCAUGCCCAUGGGCGUCGGUGUGAAUAUGGGCGUCAACAUGGGCAUGGGCAUGGGCAUGCCACAUGGCCUACAGUUGGGCCCACCACAGACGUUACUCUGUGCCGCUGCCACGCCUGCGGCACCGCCGCCCGCCCAACUUCAGAUUGUGACAUUGAAGCCACGCAGCGAGAAAAUGGUCACCUUUGAGGAUGAAUCGAAAUCCGCAGUGUCGGCAGCGACAACGUGUCCACAUGGCGUGCCAACCACGCCCCGCAAAACCAAUGCCGGAGGAUCGACAGCAACGGGCGACAUCUUUAUGUGACCAGCCAUCUGACCAACUGUAACUACAGUGGAGCCACAGCCUUCAUCCGUCGAGGAUGAUUCCGAGCUAAAUGCGGCGUUGCGAUUGCGCGAUAGCAUUGAUGAUGCACUCUGUCCCAAGCAGGCACCUGGUGAGGUGAUACGCGUCUAAAGAGCAGGUUGA
Molecule: messenger RNA, 2157 nt
Organism: Drosophila innubila
Lineage: Eukaryota; Metazoa; Arthropoda; Insecta; Diptera; Drosophilidae
Product: uncoordinated protein 58
Exons: 5
Biological process (GO): potassium ion transmembrane transport; stabilization of membrane potential
Cellular component (GO): membrane
Molecular function (GO): potassium ion leak channel activity
Source: RefSeq, a predicted model, not a curated record